This is a messenger RNA of Mizuhopecten yessoensis (Yesso scallop), 876 nucleotides long. RefSeq names its product S-antigen protein-like. The transcript has 3 exons. Bases 1 to 876 code for a protein of 291 amino acids. The record is from RefSeq and is a predicted model, not a curated record. Lineage: Eukaryota; Metazoa; Mollusca; Bivalvia; Pectinida; Pectinidae.
AUGCUGAAAUCCGUUUCUGUGAUAGAGGAUGAUCUUUUGCAGUUGACUCGAGAUCUCGGAAAUGCCAAUAAGACUGGAGUUAAACUACACACUUUGGAGAUGCUACAGGAAAUAGAGAGACGGGCGCAUGAGCACGACGAAUGUUUGAAUAACUUGGCCACCAUUAUGAAGGAUGGUGCCAUGCGACCUGCUGGUCCUACAUCAGAUAGUGCAAUGCGACCUGCUGGUCUUACAUCAGAUGGUGCCAUGCGAUCUGCUGGUCCUACAUCAGAUGGUGCCAUGCGAUCUGCUGGUCCUACAUCAGAUGGUGCCAUGCGACCUGCUGGUCCUACAUCAGAUGGUGCCAUGCGACCUGCUGGUCCUACAUCAGAUGGUGCCAUGCGAUCUGCUGGUCCUACAUCAGAUGGUGCCAUGCGAUCUGCUGGUCCUACAUCAGAUGGUGCCAUGCGACCUGCUGGUCCUACAUCAGAUGGUGCCAUGCGACCUGCUGGUCCUACAUCAGAUGGUGCUCUGCUGUCCGCUGGUCCUACAUCAGAUGGUGCCAUGCGACCUGCUGGUCCUACAUCAGAUGGUGCCAUGCGAUCUGCUGGUCCUACAUCAGAUGGUGCCAUGCGACCUGCUGGUCUUACAUCAGAUGGUGCCAUGCGACCUGCUGGUCCUAUAUCAGAUGGUGCCAUGCGAUCUGCUGGUCCUACAUCAGAUGGUGCCAUGCGAUCUGCUGAUCCUACAUCAGAUGUUCCAAUUCGGUCUGGUGAUUAUACAUCGGAAGCUGAUGAAAAUUACGUGAUUGUAUCUCGGACACGUCAACCACUGGCUUCGGUGUCGUCAUUAGUGUUGUUGGAAAGCUUCUCUCAUCGAGUAAUUUAUGCAUUUUGA